Messenger RNA from Syzygium oleosum, 1742 nucleotides. Its product is annotated as amino acid permease 3-like. Lineage: Eukaryota; Viridiplantae; Streptophyta; Magnoliopsida; Myrtales; Myrtaceae. The transcript is spliced from 6 exons. Gene Ontology annotation, cellular component: plasma membrane. The record is from RefSeq and is a predicted model, not a curated record. Bases 80 to 1525 code for a protein of 481 amino acids.
CCUUGUGAAGAAACAUACUUUACACUCUCCGAGUUGGUGCUUCGCUUUUCGUAUAUUAAAGGCGGGUGCGAAUUCUGCCAUGGAGAACCAGCUGCAUCAGAACAACCAGGUCUUCUAUGUGUCUCUUGAUGUCCACCCACAAGGUGGCUCCAAAUGCUUUGACGAUGACGGUCGUCUCAAGCGCACGGGGACGGUAUGGACGGCAAGUGCUCACAUAAUCACAGCGGUGAUCCGUUCCGGAGCCCUGUCCCUGGCUUGGGCCACUGCGCAGCUUGGCUGGAUUGCCGGCCCCACCGCCAUGUUUCUGUUCGCCUCUGUCACUUACUACACCUCCACCCUCCUCGCCACCAGUUACCGCUCCGGCAACCCCGUUACCGGCAAGCGCAACUACACAUACAUGGAUGCUGUCAGUGCCAAUCUCGGUGGGUUCAAAGUCAAACUUUGUGGGCUCGUUCAAUACGUGAACCUCUUUGGGGUUGCCAUUGGUUACACCACUGCAUCUUCCAUUAGCAUGUUGGCAAUCAAGAGGUCCAAUUGCUUCCACGAGAAAGGCGAGAAGAGCCUGUGCCACGCCAACAGCAAUCCCUACUUGAUUGCAUUCGGCAUCAUUGAAAUCAUCUUCUCUCAGAUCCCCAGUUUCGAUCAGCUGUGGUGGCUGUCCAUCGUCUCGGCCAUCAUGUCCUUUACCUACUCCACCAUUGGACUUGGCCUUGGUAUUGCCAAAGUUGCAGAGACAGGGAAAAUCAGGGGAAGUCUCACUGGAAUCAGCAUCGACACUGUGACCUCCACGCAGAAGCUAUGGAGGAGCUUCCAGGCUCUUGGUGACAUCGCCUUUGCCAAUUCAUACUCCCUCAUCCUCAUUGAAAUUCAGGACACGAUCCGGUCCCCUCCAUCCGAAUCACAGACAAUGAAGAAGGCAAGUCUAGUCAGCAUAGCCGUCCCAACCCUCUUCUACCUGCUGUGCGGGUGCAUGGGCUAUGCUGCCUUCGGCGACAUGCCGCCCGGAAACCUCCUCACCGGGUUCGGAUUCUACAACCCAUACUGGAUGGUCGACAUUGCCAACGCUGCAAUUGUGAUCCACCUCGUUGGCGCAUACCAAGUCUAUUGCCAACCCCUAUUCGCCUUUGUCGAGAAGACCGCAGUCAAAAAAUUCCCCAACAGCCAGUUCAUCACGAGGGAGAUCAAAAUCCCCAUCCCCGGGCUCAGCCCUUACAAGCUCAACCUCUUCCGGUUGGUCUGGAGGACGGCCUUCGUGAUCGCGACCACCGUGAUCUCCAUGCUCCUCCCAUUCUUCCAUCACAUUGUCCGGCUGCCAGGACCGCUGGGUUUUUGGCGCCUCACGGUCUAUUUCCCGAUCGAGAUGUACAUUAAGCAGAAGAAAAUACCCAAGUGGAGCACCAAGUGGGUGUGCCUCCAGAUUCUAAAUGUGGCUUGCCAUAUCAUCGCCAUCGCUGCCGCCGCUGGCUCGGUCGCAGGAGUUGUUAUCAACCUCAAAUCCUACAAGCCAUGCAGUUCCGACUACUAACUAUCAUGCUACCAGCAGGCAUGUCGCAAGUAAGGAAAGGACCGAGCGAUAUGAUGUAUAUCUAGGAACCAAUAUCAGUUGCCUCAAAGUUUUUAUGUCACUAAAAAAUCUAGAAACAAUAAGGUUUUAAUCUCUGAGUUUCCAUUGUAUAUGAUUUCAAUCUAUAAACACAAUUUGGUCUAAGUUCGGUUUGCAAUAGUUACAAUUUCAUUCUCAA